GAGCACGUAAAUUGUCGUCCGACUACUCUCUUAGCGUCUCUAAGCCUUCAUCUCUCAGAAAAUACUCGAGAAUUGCCAUGAAAUAUACCGCAAUAAUCUUGAUCCUGCUGCAAUGUUGCCUCGCUUUGAAGACCAGCUCGACGAUCCUGCAUAAGUACGAGUCAAUUUUCAAUUUCGGCGACUCUCUUAGCGACACCGGGAACUUCAUCCGAUCCGCAGCGGGACUUCCGGUCGUGCCGGAGUUUCCCUAUGGCAAGACCUUCUUUGGGCAUCCGACCGGUCGUUUUUCGGAUGGACGUCUUAUAAUUGAUUUCAUCGCGGAAGCAGUUGGGUUACCCUACCUGAAGCCAUAUCUUGAGGUAGUCAACAACGGCUCAAUUGAUGCUCGUCGUGGAGUUAACUUUGCAGUUGCUGGUGCCACAGCUCUUGAUCCGACAUUCUUUGCAGCCCGAAACAUUUCAACUUUGACAAUGACGAAUAAUUCGUUAAGCGUUCAGCUCGACUGGUUCAAGAAACUCAAAUCUUCCCUUUGCACAACACAACAAGAUUGUGAAACGUAUUUCAAGAAGUCUUUAUUUCUAGUGGGGGAGAUUGGUGGAAACGACUACAAUUUUGCUUUCGCCAAAGGUGCAAACUUUGAGCAGCUCCGUCCCAUUGUGCCAAUUGUUGUUGGAGCCAUUACCAAUGCCACCCGCAUGCUCAUCGAAGAAGGGGCGGUGGAGUUGGUAGUGCCGGGGAUUUUGCCAAUGGGCUGCUUGACAUCGUACAUAACGACCGCUCCGCACUUUGACAAGGACGACGUUAAUGCAACAACCGGUUGUCUCAGUCGUUAUAAUGCAUUUGCCAAGUACCACAAUGAUUAUCUUCAGCGAGAGUUGCAGGUUUUGAGACAAAAAUACAGUCAUGCAAGGAUUAUCUAUGCAGAUUAUUAUGGAGAUUCCAUGCGUCUCUUUGAAUCGCCAAAACAGUACAAUUUCAGUGGAUUAACACAUGGAGCUUGUUGUGGAGCUGGUGGACCACUCAAUUUCAACGUCUCGAAGAUGUGUGGUUCGAGCUCAAGUGUGUGUAAAGAUCCAUCAGCUUCCAUAAUUUGGGACGGAGUUCACUUGACCGAGGCAGCGUAUCGGCACAUGGCCAAUGGCUUACUCGAUGGUCCCUUCACUUCUCCACGUCUCGUUACCUAGAAGUCUGAAGGAUACAGCGCAUCGAGCUUCCAUUCUAAUGUCAAGGAUGAAUGGAUGCUCAUGGUCAUUUGUGCGUCCUUGUUUCAGACUUCCAUCU
This is a messenger RNA of Rhodamnia argentea, 1281 nucleotides long. Its product is annotated as GDSL esterase/lipase At5g45910-like. Bases 78 to 1184 code for a protein of 368 amino acids. NCBI's taxonomy places the organism in Eukaryota, Viridiplantae, Streptophyta, Magnoliopsida, Myrtales, Myrtaceae. The record is from RefSeq and is a predicted model, not a curated record. Gene Ontology annotation, molecular function: hydrolase activity, acting on ester bonds. The transcript is spliced from 5 exons.